Echinococcus granulosus is the source of this 558-nucleotide messenger RNA. RefSeq lists its product as hypothetical. Lineage: Eukaryota; Metazoa; Platyhelminthes; Cestoda; Cyclophyllidea; Taeniidae. The transcript is spliced from 5 exons. The record is from RefSeq and is a predicted model, not a curated record. The coding region runs from base 1 to 558 and encodes 185 amino acids.
AUGGAAACAACUACUCUGCAAUCCACCCAAUCAUCUAUUCACUUGCAAGAGUUGCAGACAGCUAUCACUGGCUACAAUUGCGUUCAUCCAUUGCAUCAUCCUCGUUCAGCAAUCGUCUCCUCCUCGUUCCUUCCACCCACCUACACCAUGGCUGUAAAGGCAGGAGCGAUGAAUGCAGGAAAUGAGUCAGAAACUUCAGUGGUUUCUUUUGUUGCCUUCCUCCCAUCCACUUGCCUUGCAUUUAUAUCACAUUCCAUUGCGUCCUAUUUACUUUUCACAGAUUCGAAUCAGUCACCUCUGGCAACUCCAUCCAUUCUGUCUUCAAAUGGAGUACAAUGGAUGGAGAGUUGCUCAAAUAAGCCGUUCACCAUUUUUUGCAAUGAAGCAUUACGAGUGGACAAUUUCCAGACCACCUUCGUUUUUCGUCCACACUUGAAUGCAUUUUCAGAAUUGCAAAAGUUGGAUUAUGGGAGCAGUCAAUCUGCAGGUUAUAGAAGUGGAUUUUCUCCUUCGGAGGCGUUAACUAACCAUGGUCAAGUAAACUUGAAUGUAUUGUAA